Blastomyces dermatitidis ER-3 is the source of this 312-nucleotide messenger RNA. RefSeq lists its product as uncharacterized. NCBI's taxonomy places the organism in Eukaryota, Fungi, Ascomycota, Eurotiomycetes, Onygenales, Ajellomycetaceae. The record is from RefSeq and is a predicted model, not a curated record. The transcript has 3 exons. The coding region runs from base 1 to 312 and encodes 103 amino acids.
AUGGUCUUGUCCGUGCGGAGACUGUCACAACGCCCCGUCCAUUUCCACUUGGGGGAACUUGAAGUCUCAACAUGCGCUCAUCCCGACGCCUGGCACAUCGCUCUCCCAGCUCUUUUCAAACGCUUUCGGUGGACACGGCCACCUUUGAUCCUGUGCGCCGCUGGAUGGUCACCUCACGCUGGUGACCGGACUGUGCAAGAUACGAUUCUUGCCCUGAAGGCGGAGGCUGCGAGAGUAUCCCUUCUCAUGAUCGAAAUUGCGCGAAUUCUCGACGAUCGACCGACAAACCGUGGCGUGCUAGUCGCGUCCUAA